This is a messenger RNA of Jaculus jaculus (lesser Egyptian jerboa), 1273 nucleotides long. It is a transcript of the gene Ap1s1, whose product is annotated as adaptor related protein complex 1 subunit sigma 1. Gene Ontology annotation, molecular function: clathrin-cargo adaptor activity. The coding region runs from base 87 to 563 and encodes 158 amino acids. The record is from RefSeq and is a predicted model, not a curated record. Gene Ontology annotation, biological process: intracellular protein transport; vesicle-mediated transport. NCBI's taxonomy places the organism in Eukaryota, Metazoa, Chordata, Mammalia, Rodentia, Dipodidae. The transcript has 5 exons. Gene Ontology annotation, cellular component: AP-1 adaptor complex; membrane coat; intracellular membrane-bounded organelle.
GGGAAAAGCAGAGAAAGGAUAAGAAAGGGAGUGGAACUGGCUUCUACGGUGGCCGGGGAGGGACGCGCCGAGCCGGAGGCUGCAGGAUGAUGCGAUUCAUGCUGCUGUUCAGCCGGCAGGGAAAACUCCGGCUGCAAAAAUGGUACUUGGCCACCUCAGACAAAGAGCGGAAGAAGAUGGUUCGAGAGCUUAUGCAGGUGGUUCUGGCUCGCAAGCCCAAGAUGUGCAGCUUCCUGGAGUGGAGAGACCUCAAAGUUGUGUACAAGAGAUAUGCCAGCCUCUACUUCUGCUGUGCUAUCGAAGGCCAGGACAAUGAACUCAUCACCCUGGAGCUGAUCCACCGAUACGUGGAGCUCUUGGACAAAUAUUUUGGCAGCGUAUGUGAGCUGGAUAUCAUUUUCAACUUUGAGAAGGCCUACUUCAUCCUGGAUGAAUUCCUGAUGGGCGGCGAUGUCCAGGACACCUCCAAGAAGAGUGUGCUCAAGGCCAUUGAACAGGCAGACCUGCUGCAGGAGGAGGAUGAGUCGCCGCGCAGCGUCCUGGAGGAGAUGGGCCUGGCAUAGCCCCCGCCAGCCAGCCGGGCCCUGUGGACAGGGGGGUGCCAGGGGAGAGGCAGUACUUCGGGUGGCUGCUUCUCUUACGUUCCCCACCUUCACCCCGACCUUCUCUUGAUGGGACCCGGCUGCCUUUCCUCACCAUUCUUUGUGGGGAGCUGCGGGCUCUGGCCCUCCAAACAUUCCCUCCCUCCGCCCUCGACUCUUCCCACCCGAGGUUUUAGGAGCAGGACACUGUGACCUGGAUGGGGUGCUAUUUGGCUUGCGUUCCCUGCCUUUGGGGAAGCAAGGUUGCCCCAGUCGGUCUCCGUCCUCCCCGCCUGCCCCUUGUUGAUCACUGUAAAUAUAUAAAUAUGUCAGGUUAAAGGGAAAAGGUUUUCAGGGCUCUUCUUUCCCCUCUGCCCCCAAAACCUACCUCCACCCCUCCCCCUAGCCAGCCAGGGCAGUUUCUCUGCCCGGGAGGGGGGGCGCGUUUCCCUCUCCGGUCCCGACUUCCUCCUUGGCUCCUGCGUCCAGCCGAAAGCCAGGGAAGGAACCACGGAGUUAAUUUUUUUCUAACCUUGCCACUUAGAGGGAAGGAAGGGUUGGGGGAAGGGCCUGCUUUCUGGGACCCUAGUCCUGCCCCUCUCCGGGGGGGGGGGCGGGGAGGGGGCAUGGGCCAAGCAUUUUGCCUUUACUUCCUUUCUUCUGAAAUAAAAGGAAAAAAAAGUGUUUCUGGA